This is a messenger RNA of Diorhabda sublineata, 2618 nucleotides long. RefSeq lists its product as uncharacterized. Lineage: Eukaryota; Metazoa; Arthropoda; Insecta; Coleoptera; Chrysomelidae. Bases 1 to 2088 code for a protein of 695 amino acids. The transcript is spliced from 9 exons. The record is from RefSeq and is a predicted model, not a curated record.
AUGUUGUGGAGAUGGCUCGUGAUAGGACUAGUUAUAGUGUGGGGUAGUGGAGGGCAAGUGAUUGAUACAAACAAUGUUGAUUUAUCUACGGUGGACGUCAAAAAGUUGUCAACUAGAACUUACGGAACAGAUCUUCUAUUGUUAGAAAAUACGUAUAGGGACCAAAGUACAUAUAAAUUCGAAGAUUUCUUUUGGACUGGCUCCGGCGAUGGUCCCGAAGACGAAUCAAAUUGGGAUUUUGAAGAAAAUCAAUCGACGAUUUACAAGACAAAAACUGUUGUCACAACCGUGUUCAUUGAAUCAUCAAAUUCGAGUUCCAAAACAAACACCACAAAAUGUUCAAUUGAUUGUACCACAUCUUCACGUGUACCUGAAAGUGAAAUAAAGCCUACUCCAACAUAUACAAAUUAUAGCGACAUUGAUAGCAGCGAAGAAGAUUUUUUCGAUGCCGAUAGACAAUUCUGGUUAUUAACAGUAUUAAAAAGUGACGGAAAAGACCCUGUGAUUGUAGAGCUCAAAAAUAGCUUAGCUAAACUAUACAAAACCGCCUUUCAAAGACAGCAAGAGAAGCACUUAGGCAUAAGAAACGGAAGAGCUAAACGUCAAACAAAUGGAAAAUUGGUUAAUGUUUAUAUUCAUCAAGUGAAUAGAACUGAUUUGAAUACAAUAGAGGUUCUUUACCAUGUGUCUCUGGAUGGUAAACCUGUGUCUGCUGUUAUAGCCGCUAACGAUAUGCAUUUGUUAACAGACGAAGAGGUUAGGAAGGAAUUGGGUUAUCCAUUUCUAAUCAAAGCAGAGCCGUAUCUUAAGCCCAGUGAGCCACAAGGUCUUUCCGGCGCCAAAAACACUUGGAUGGUAAUUGGAAUCUCGAUAGCGGUUUUUCUGGUGUUCCUCUUGACAUUAGCUUUUAUUUUGGGCUGCACGAAGAAAAAGAAGAGAGUGGGUACACCGACUAGUAUUGGAGUGGAAAAUAGACAGCAUAUUUUCGAAAGAGGAGUUAGCCGUGAUAACAAAGGAUUCGUUGGAGAUGUGAAGAAACAAUCGCCUACUUAUAUCAGAUACAGCAACGAUACUACAAGAAAUGUGACGACCGUAAGCAGACCAGGAAGUUCAAUCAGUUCCGUUUCAACAAGUUCGGGAAGUUUGGAUAUUUCUCCUUUAAUGACCAUUAAAAAACACCGUCGAACUCCGCCGAAAAAACCACCAAGACCGAAAGCUGCUCUCAACAGAACUGCACCAAUGGGUAUAAGAAAAUUUCCUAUGGAAGUUUUCGAUUCCGAUAGUAGCAGAAAAGAUUCACCGGAUACUGACUUCGGAGGAAAUUUCGAACCAGGUGUAGUCAGUCCAAAAUCAUAUUUAUCCAUGCCGUCAGUAAAAUCUUUUCCGAGAGGAAGUAUCCCGGAACCUCUCAAUAAAGUUUUGGAACCAGUCAGUAUACAUCAUUUAGAUAUACCUGAUGACGAUUUUAAAGAUCAGGACGACGAAAUUUAUAAAAAAUUCGGUUUGACGAGACAUGGAAGUCUCGGAGCCGUGGAAGACCCCGGAGUUAUUGGACCUAUUGUUUGGACCAUGCACAAAGAAAAAAUGAAUCACGGUGUAAGUGUGGACGAAGGAAUAAACGAUAUUAACACUUCCACUAACUUAACUAAAAUGAGGAAGAGAUUCCACGACCUCCUCGACGAUACUUUCAGUUUAUUCGGCAGUAGAAGAACAAGUCCAGUUGAACAGAAGAGAUUUGACGCUACCUCCAGAGCUACCACGGAGAUAAAGAGUCAUUCGGCAGUUGAUAGAUCAACAGAUGAUUUGAAAGCGCCUCCUCCUAAACCCCGUCCUAGAACAACCGAUCCUAGGAAAGUUGAUCAGCCUCCAACGGGCCCUAAAGGAGCUUGGUCUAGUACAGCGCCAUCUCCUUUAGUUAGGCCAUUAAGUGCUGGAAUAAUUAAUCCAUAUCCAAGGGUUAACGUUGAUCAUGUAUUAGCAGAAGGGAAAUUCAGUCCCAACGAUCCCGCAUUAUCUCUAAUAGCAACUCUCAAAUCAGAAAUAGAGAGAAUUUCUCUUCCUGGUAGUACUACUGAUUUAAAUCGAUGAGAAUGCCAUGAGAAUAUCUCAUAAUUAACUUGAUUCGACGUUUCUUGUUAUCUACUAUGUGUACGAGGGCGGUUUGAUGGAAGAGUGACUUUUAAAUGAUGAUCCCAGACAUUCAGCAACAUCUGUGUUCACAUGGCUACUUUUGAAAGCAAAUAAAUUCAUUUCAGAUGCAGAAUUACUUUCAGGAUAAUGUUCACGUAACUUUUUCUCGGUUUCUUUUAUUGGUUUUUGCGAAAGAAAAAAAACAAUCGUCUUCGUAUUUCAUAAAUAUGUAAUUAUUUUUCUAUUAAAUUGUUAUUAAAUUUAAUUAACUGCAUAGACGUGUCCAAUUUGAAAGUUGUGAAUUGCUUGAAUCUAGUGAAUUCGAAUCAACGUUACCAAGUCUACUGUUUUGACGGUAACACUAGUGUUUAGAAAUAUGAUUUACCCUUCCAGAUUUUUAUUAUUUAUAUGGGUAUUUGCAUAGUGAAGAAAAAAUCUAAAAUGUUAUUAAUAAUAUGAAUAAAAAAUAUAUUAUGAGAGUCUCGAAA